UCCCCCGUGUAAGAGUGAGGUGGAGGAGGACAUUCCAGUCCAUGUGACCACAGAAAAUUCCAGUAAGAAAUCUGAUGGAAGGUUCAUGUUAUCACCAGAUUAUAAAGUAGAAGAUGAAGAUAUCGGGCAGUGCUCUUCAGGAGAAAACCUCAUUACCCAUAAUGUCCAUCCAGGACUUCACAGUACAGAUCUAUCAUAUAAUGCUCCUAAUCAUAAGGAACCUUCUUCUGACCAAUCACAGAUUGUUACCACAAGUACUGGGCAGAAAGAUGGUCACUAUGGUAAAUUUGGAAAGCCAUUUACAUAUAGCUCAACAAUUUUUAGGCACAGAGGAGUUCACACAGAAGAGAAGUCGUAUUCCUGUUCAGAAUGUGGGAAAUAUUUCGUAUUUAAAUCACAUCUUGUUAAACACGAGAGAAUUCACACAAGAGAGAAGCCAUAUUCAUGUUCAGAAUGUGGGAAAUGUUUUGCAAAUAAAUUAAACUGCUUCAUACAUGAAAGAAUUCACAGAGGGGAGAAACCAUUUUCAUGUUUUGAUUGUAGAAAAUGUUUUAAUACUAAACCAAAACUUAGGGAACAUCAGAGGAGUCACACAGGAGAGAAACCAUAUUCGUGUUCACAUUGUGGCAGAUCUUUUACAAAAAAAUCUAAUUAUAUGAGACAUGAGCGAAUUCACACAGGAGAGAAGCCAUUUUCAUGUUCAGAAUGUGAAAAAUGCUUUAUAAAUAAAUCAGAGCUUGUUAUACAUGAGAGAAGUCACACAGGAGAGAAGCCAUUUUCAUGUUCAGACUGUGGGAAAUGUUUUACAAAUAAACCAAGUCUUGUUAUACAUGAGAGAAUUCACACAGGAGAGAAGCCAUUUUCAUGUUCAGACUGUGGGAAAUGUUUUACAAAUAAAUCAAAUCUUGUUAUACAUGAGAGAAGUCACACAGGAGAGAAACCAUAUUCGUGUUCACAGUGUGGCAAAUCUUUUACAAAUAAAUCAUAUAUUGUGAGACAUGAGAGAAUUCACACAGGAGAGAAGCUAUUCUCAUGUACAAAAUGUGAGAAAUGCUUUAUAAAUAAAUCAAGUCUUGUUAUACAUCAGAGAUAUCACACAGGAGAGAGGCCAUAUUCAUGCUCAGAAUGUGAGAAAUGCUUUAUAAAUAAAUCCGAGCUUGUUAUACAUGAGAGAAUUCACACAGGAGAGAAGCCAUUUUCAUGUUCAGACUGUGGGAAAUGUUUUACAAAUAAAUCAAAUCUUGUUAUACAUGAGAGAAGUCACACAGGAGAGAAACCAUAUUCGUGUUCACAGUGUGGCAAAUCUUUUACAAAUAAAUCAUAUAUUGUGAGACAUGAGCGAAUUCACACAGGAGAGAAGCUAUUCUCAUGUUCAGAAUGUGAGAAAUGCUUUAUAAAUAAAUCAAGUCUUGUUAUACAUCAGAGAUCUCACACAGGAGAGAGGCCAUAUUCAUGCUCAGAAUGCGGGAAAAGUUUUACAAAUAAUUCACAUCUUGUUAGACAUGAGCGAAUUCACACAGGAGAGAAGCCAUUUUCAUGCUCAGAAUGCGGGAAAUGUUUUACGAAUAAAUCAAGUCUUGUUAUACAUCAGAGAUCUCACACAGGAGAGAGGCCAUAUUCAUGCUCAGAAUGCGGGAAAUGUUUUAAAGAAAAAUCACAUCUUAUUACACAUGAGCGAAUUCACACAGGAGAGAAGCCAUUUUCAUGUUCAGAAUGUGAGAAAUGCUUUAUAAAUAAAUCGGACCUUGUUAUACACAAGAGAAGUCACACAGGAGAGAAACCGUAUCCAUGCUCAGAGUGUGGAAAAUGUUUUACAAAUAGAUCAAAUCUCGUUAAACAUGAGAAAAAUCACGCCGAGUUGAAGCGAUUUGGAAGGACUCCCCAUGAAAUCUUUUAACGUACUUUAUAUGGACAUAUUGAUGAUCAGUCUUCAUUCAUACAGUAUAUAAAGAUAAAGGUG
Bufo bufo (common toad) is the source of this 1960-nucleotide messenger RNA. Its product is annotated as gastrula zinc finger protein XlCGF26.1-like. The transcript has 2 exons. Gene Ontology annotation, biological process: regulation of transcription by RNA polymerase II. Lineage: Eukaryota; Metazoa; Chordata; Amphibia; Anura; Bufonidae. The record is from RefSeq and is a predicted model, not a curated record. Gene Ontology annotation, molecular function: RNA polymerase II cis-regulatory region sequence-specific DNA binding; DNA-binding transcription factor activity. The coding region runs from base 86 to 1897 and encodes 603 amino acids.